Messenger RNA from Solanum verrucosum, 402 nucleotides. RefSeq lists its product as uncharacterized. The coding region runs from base 82 to 396 and encodes 104 amino acids. The record is from RefSeq and is a predicted model, not a curated record. Lineage: Eukaryota; Viridiplantae; Streptophyta; Magnoliopsida; Solanales; Solanaceae. The transcript is spliced from 2 exons.
AAGAAAAAACAAAGGGUGAAGUUGAACUUGAGUGCAUAUAUAUAAAUAAAUAUCUCUUUUAAUUUUUUUUACUUUUCUUUCAUGGCUUCUUCUUCUUCUUCAUCAUCAAAUCUUGGGAUAAUUGUUCAAAAGAAUCCUCCACAAUCUCAACUCAAUGAAUUGGGCAUCAAAUCUUGGCCUAAAUGGGGUUGUUCUCCAGGAAAAUACCAAUUAAAAUUUGAUGCACAAGAGACAUGUUAUUUAUUGAGAGGUAAAGUGAAAGUUUCAACAAAGAAUUCAAAUGAUGAAAUAGUUGAAUUUGGAGCUGGAGAUCUUGUUAUUAUUCCAAAAGGAUUAAGUUGCACUUGGGAUGUUUCAAUUGCUGUUGAUAAACACUAUAAGUUUGAUUCAUCUUAAUUAGUU